AUGGCACCGAAAUGGAGAAUUGCCAUGGGCUGCGAUGACGCCGGCGUCAACUACAAAAACACCAUCAAAAAAGACUUUGAGAGCGACCUCCGGGUAGACGAAGUCAUCGACGUAGGAUCCGACGAACCCUCAGACAAGACGCCCUACCCCCUCCGCGCCGCCGCUGCCGCCCGCCUCGUCGCGGAGGGCAAAGCGGACCGCGCUCUGCUCAUCUGCGGCACGGGUCUGGGCGUUGCCAUUUCUGCCAACAAGGUCAAGGGCAUACGGGCGGUGACGGCUCACGAUAGCUUCAGCGUCGAGCGCAGCGUCAAGAGCAAUAAUGCGCAGGUGCUGUGUAUGGGGGAGAGGGUUGUUGGGUUGGAGGUUGCGAGGAGGUUGGCUACGGAGUGGUUGGGGUAUGAGUUUGAUCCGUCGAGUGCGAGUGCGAAGAAGGUUGAGGAGAUUGGGCAGCUGGAGGCAUCAUGA
Messenger RNA from Trichoderma citrinoviride, 465 nucleotides. Its product is annotated as galactose-6-phosphate isomerase. The coding region runs from base 1 to 465 and encodes 154 amino acids. The record is from RefSeq and is a predicted model, not a curated record. Gene Ontology annotation, cellular component: intracellular anatomical structure. Gene Ontology annotation, molecular function: isomerase activity. The transcript has 2 exons. Gene Ontology annotation, biological process: carbohydrate metabolic process. NCBI's taxonomy places the organism in Eukaryota, Fungi, Ascomycota, Sordariomycetes, Hypocreales, Hypocreaceae.